AUGGUUUGGCCGUUUAAUUCAACAAAGCCUCCGCUUUCUUCAUCGCCUAACUCUUCGCAUUCAGAGACGCAGUCAACUUCAUUGCCUGAUUUAGCAGUGAUUGAUUCAGCAGUAUCUGACUUAAGUGACGCUUUGGAUUCUAGUAGAGAUAGCACAAAUAUGAUCAGUUUAGAUAGAUCUCCUAUAUUUGCGUUAGAUCAGUUGAAGCAAGCUGGCGUACCAUUUGAGAAACAGCUAUCGCCAUACUUACAGAUGGAUCCUACCGUUUUCCGGGAAUCUACUCCUCAGUAA
Brugia pahangi is the source of this 291-nucleotide messenger RNA. The record is from the annotation of a GenBank genome assembly. NCBI's taxonomy places the organism in Eukaryota, Metazoa, Nematoda, Chromadorea, Rhabditida, Onchocercidae.